Molecule: messenger RNA, 1693 nt
Organism: Populus trichocarpa (black cottonwood)
Lineage: Eukaryota; Viridiplantae; Streptophyta; Magnoliopsida; Malpighiales; Salicaceae
Product: tubulin alpha chain
Exons: 4
Coding region: 128-1483 (451 amino acids)
Biological process (GO): microtubule cytoskeleton organization; mitotic cell cycle
Cellular component (GO): microtubule; cytoplasm
Molecular function (GO): structural constituent of cytoskeleton; GTP binding
Source: RefSeq, a predicted model, not a curated record
CCUUUCUCUUCGUAUAUAUAUAUUCUUAAUUUCCGAACCCUAAAUCACAAUUCUCUUUGCUCUGUUUAGCACUUAGCAGUUGGCCGAAUCUUGUUUAAUACAAUUUCUCUAUUUCCCACAACCAAAAAUGAGAGAGUGCAUCUCAAUCCACAUUGGUCAGGCUGGUAUUCAAGUUGGUAAUGCCUGCUGGGAACUCUACUGCCUCGAACAUGGCAUUCAGCCUGAUGGGCAGAUGCCAGGUGACAAGACUGUUGGGGGAGGAGACGAUGCCUUCAACACAUUUUUUAGCGAAACUGGGGCUGGGAAGCACGUUCCUCGUGCUGUGUUUUUGGACUUGGAACCAACUGUGAUUGACGAGGUCAGGACUGGGGCUUAUCGCCAACUAUUUCAUCCUGAACAACUUAUUAGUGGCAAAGAAGAUGCUGCCAAUAACUUUGCAAGAGGCCACUACACAAUUGGGAAAGAGAUUGUGGACUUGUGUCUUGACAGGAUUAGGAAGCUAGCAGAUAACUGUACUGGGCUUCAAGGAUUUUUAGUUUUUCAUGCUGUUGGUGGGGGUACUGGUUCUGGGCUUGGAUCUUUGCUUUUGGAGAGGCUUUCUGUUGAUUAUGGAAAGAAAUCGAAGCUUGGUUUCACCGUUUACCCUUCGCCACAAGUCUCCACCUCUGUGGUCGAGCCUUAUAACAGUGUGUUGUCCACUCAUUCACUUCUAGAACACACUGAUGUUUCUGUGUUGCUUGAUAAUGAGGCCAUCUACGAUAUUUGCCGCAGAUCUCUUGAUAUUGAGAGACCCACAUACACUAAUCUCAACAGGCUUGUGUCUCAGGUUAUCUCCUCGUUGACAGCAUCGCUUCGAUUUGAUGGAGCAUUGAAUGUGGAUGUGACAGAAUUCCAAACCAAUUUGGUCCCAUACCCUCGAAUCCAUUUCAUGCUUUCUUCAUAUGCCCCAGUUAUCUCUGCAGAGAAGGCCUACCAUGAGCAACUCUCUGUCGCUGAAGUGACAAACAGUGCUUUCGAGCCAUCUUCAAUGAUGGCAAAAUGUGACCCUCGCCAUGGUAAAUACAUGGCAUGUUGCUUGAUGUAUAGAGGGGAUGUGGUGCCAAAGGAUGUGAACGCAGCAGUAGCAACAAUUAAGACCAAGAGGACUAUUCAAUUUGUUGAUUGGUGCCCAACUGGGUUUAAAUGUGGUAUUAACUACCAGCCUCCUACUGUUGUUCCUGGUGGUGACUUGGCUAAAGUUCAGAGGGCAGUUUGCAUGAUUUCAAACUCGACCAGCGUUGCUGAGGUGUUCUCUAGGAUCGAUCACAAGUUCGAUCUCAUGUAUGCGAAGCGUGCUUUUGUGCAUUGGUAUGUUGGUGAAGGAAUGGAGGAAGGAGAGUUUUCAGAAGCUAGGGAGGAUUUGGCUGCUCUGGAAAAGGAUUAUGAGGAAGUUGGGGCAGAGUCCGCUGAAGGGGAAGACGAUGAUGGAGAGGAAUACAUGUAAUGCCAGGUGUUUUUUGCGGGGAAGUUGUUCUGCCAAUGGGCUCAUUGGUUUGUAACAAGGGCAUGGAUAGGACUAGUUGUUGCUGUUAGGUUGUAGGUAACUGGAUGGACAAGAAUGAUUUAGUCGUUUCCUUCUCUAGAUUUUUCGGAUCUAGUAGUAAAAAUGUUGGCUUGUUUUGAAUGUAAUGAAACUAUCCUCUGUUUUGCUCUC